This is a messenger RNA of Aegilops tauschii subsp. strangulata, 2125 nucleotides long. Its product is annotated as putative clathrin assembly protein At2g01600. Lineage: Eukaryota; Viridiplantae; Streptophyta; Magnoliopsida; Poales; Poaceae. Gene Ontology annotation, cellular component: clathrin-coated vesicle; clathrin-coated pit. The record is from RefSeq and is a predicted model, not a curated record. Gene Ontology annotation, biological process: clathrin coat assembly; vesicle budding from membrane; clathrin-dependent endocytosis. Gene Ontology annotation, molecular function: clathrin heavy chain binding; 1-phosphatidylinositol binding; phosphatidylinositol-4,5-bisphosphate binding.
GCCACACGCACUGUCACACCGCCCCCGUCUUCGCGAAACCGUCGCGAACAAACACCCAACCCCCCCACCCCACCCCGAAGACGACACAGCGAGCGAGCGGCGGCCGGAGCCGGUGGAAAUGGCGUCGAUGCAGAGCUGGCGCAAGGCGUACGGCGCCAUCAAGGACACCACCACCGUCAGCCUCGCCAACAUCAACUCCGACUUCAAGGAUCUGGAUGUGGCGAUCGUGAAGGCGACUAACCACGUGGAGUGCCCGCCCAAGGAGCGCCACCUGCGCAAGAUUGCUGCGGCGACGUCCAUCGCGAGGCCGCGGGCAGACAUCGCCUACUGCAUCCACGCGCUCUCCCGCCGUCUCUCCAAGACCCGGAAUUGGAUUGUAGCACUGAAGACACUUGUAGUGGUUCAUAGGCUUCUACGAGAGGGCGAUCCUACAUUUCGGGAAGAGCUUCUUAAUUUUACACAAAGGGGGAGGAUUCUGCAGCUCUCAAACUUCAAGGAUGACUCCAGUCCAAUUGCCUGGGACUGUUCUGCGUGGGUUCGCACAUAUGGUCAGUUUUUGGAGGAAAGACUGGAAUGCUUCAGGAUCCUGAAAUAUGAUGUUGAGGCUGAGCGUUUAUCCAAACAAGGCCAAGGUCCUGAAAAGGGACACAGUAGAACCAGAGACCUAGAUUCCCAGGACCUGUUAGAGCAGUUGCCAGCUUUGCAGCAGUUACUGUAUCGGCUUGUUGGAUGUCGGCCAGAAGGAGCUGCAAAUAACAACUACUUGGUGCAAUAUGCUCUAGCUUUGGUGCUAAAAGAGAGUUUCAAAAUUUAUUGUGCGAUAAAUGAUGGAAUUAUUAACCUUGUCGAUAAGUUUUUUGAGAUGGCAAGACAUGAAGCACUUAAGGCCCUUGAAAUUUACAGGAGGGCUGGCCAACAGGCAGGGAAUCUAUCAGACUUUUAUGAAAAUUGUAGGGGUCUAGAACUUGCAAGGAAUUUUCAGUUUCCUACUCUGCGGGAGCCACCACAAACAUUUCUUGUGACCAUGGAGGAGUAUGUGAGGGACGCUCCACGUAUGGUUCCGGUUCGAGAGCCACUGGAAUUUCCCGAGAGGCUUCUCCUUACAUAUAAACCUGAAGAAUCAGAGGAAGUUCCUGAACCCGAUCCUGUUGAAGAGGAAAGGCCACCAGUUGAAGAACCUGUUCCAGUACAGCCCAUCCCUGAAGUUGUUUCACCUCCUACCAAGCCUGUUGUCGCUGAUACUGGUGAUCUCUUGGGCUUAAAUGACCCGAGCCCUGGUGUAUCAGCAAUAGAGGAGAGCAAUGCUCUUGCCUUGGCCAUAGUUACAUCAGACGCAAGCACUUCAACAACUGGCAGCACUGCUUGGCAAGAUAAAGGAUUUGAUCCAACAGGAUGGGAACUCGCCCUUGUUACUGCUCCAAGUAACACAAAUUCAUCUGCUACAGAUAGUCAAUUGGGUGGUGGACUUGACAAGCUCAUCUUGGACAGCCUUUAUGAUGAGGGGGCCUACAGGCAGUCACAACAACAGCAGUUAUACGGUUCAUCAGCUCCCAACCCAUUCAUGACAAGCGAUCCUUUCGCGAUGUCGAAUCACGUCGCUGCCCCGUCGUCAGUUCAAAUGGCUGCCAUGUCUCAGCAGCAGCAGCAGAUACCGACGAUGAUCCAUCAGAAUCCCUUCGGACCACCAAUUCAGCCGCAGCAUCCGGGCGCUGGCCCUGCAGCAGUAAACCCAUUCCUGGAUAGUGGCUUCGGCGCGUUCCCGGCGGCAAAUAACUCGCAACAGCAAGCCAACCCAUUUGGUGGUAGCCUUCUAUAGGCGAGGAGCUAAUAGUAUACCCCGAGCAAAUGCGAUUUUCGUGUGACUGUAAUAUGCAUUGCGCCUGGCUCUAUUCAUGUAUGUCAAAAAUCUGUGUAACGAUAUGUGUAUUCGCUUCGGCACACGGGACUCUGCCAAGUGACCCUUGCUUGUAAAGAAACGUAGCGGCCUGUGUAACAUCGAUAUAUGUCAAUAAAUAGUACUAGGACGUUGGCUAUAUAACAAACGGCGAGUAUUUCGCUCGUUCUUGUAGUGGCUGUUUAAUUGCCAUCUCCCACAUUCUUUGGCUAUGCCCAUGUUAACAUGUUA